Diutina rugosa is the source of this 1026-nucleotide messenger RNA. Its product is annotated as phosphatidylglycerol phospholipase. Lineage: Eukaryota; Fungi; Ascomycota; Pichiomycetes; Serinales; Debaryomycetaceae. Gene Ontology annotation, molecular function: phosphoric diester hydrolase activity. The record is from RefSeq and is a predicted model, not a curated record. Gene Ontology annotation, biological process: lipid metabolic process. The transcript has a single exon. Bases 1 to 1026 code for a protein of 341 amino acids.
AUGUCAGUGUUUGGCCACCGUGGGUUCAAAGCCAACUACCCCGAAAACACCCUUGAAGGGUUCGACCACUGUUUGGCCACAGGGUGCUCGGGGAUCGAGACCGACGUGUGGCUUCUGAAGGACAAGGUGGUGGUGGUGAGCCACGACCCCAAUACCAAGCGGGUGUUUUGUCAUAAGGAUGGUAGCGAGGCUGAUUACGAGAUCCCCGAGACUGAUUUCAGCGAGCUUAAGCCGUUGGUGGACUUAGAACUGCGGGCGCCGUUAAUCUCGUUCCACGACUUAUUGACGUGGUUCGUCAAGAACCAGGCUCAGGGUGCUGGCGACCAGAAGAUCAUGCUUGAUAUUAAGAUCGGUAACCCGCCCGAGAUCCUCGAAGUGGUGUUUAAGGAGAUGUACCAGUUACACCAAGAUUGGGGGUUCUGGGCUCGCCACGUCCAGUUAGGCGUGUGGCACCUCGACUUUUUGAAAUACUUAAACCAGGCUCCUUACUUUCAACAGAUCCCUAACGAUGUCACGUGGGAAGUGGUUAACAUCUCGUUCCUGUGGACGGUGCUGGUGCCGUUUGUCGAAUACAGUGCCUGGUUGGACACCGCCGACGUGAAACGGCCCUACAAGUUACUGGCGGUGCUGCUUAUCUACUUGCUGACGUGGACGCCGCUGUUUGUGGCGAGAUUCGUGCCGCUUUUGCGCCAGCACUCUAUGUCCCUCUUCUCGUGGACGAUCAACUGGCGUGGACAAAUGGACUACCUUCGUCUGGUGGCGGAAACAGCCCAACUCCAAUGGGGGGUAAUUUCUGACCAUCCCGAUAAGGUGGUGGCGUGGUCGAAGUCGCCCAUUGCUCACGCCGAGCUCAGCUGGUUGCAAAAGGGGCUCGCCUACGGGUUCGACCAUUUCUUCCACAAGCCGCAGCAGGUACUGGCAGCGGCGUUUGCGGCGCCGGUGGACCCGCAUCACCGCCAUACGCUCAAGCGGUCGAAGGUGGGGAUGUACAUUUUCCAGUGGCUCCAGCGACAGGGCUGGUUGUAG